Messenger RNA from Lucilia sericata (common green bottle fly), 1924 nucleotides. RefSeq lists its product as uncharacterized. Gene Ontology annotation, molecular function: structural constituent of chitin-based larval cuticle. NCBI's taxonomy places the organism in Eukaryota, Metazoa, Arthropoda, Insecta, Diptera, Calliphoridae. The coding region runs from base 179 to 1231 and encodes 350 amino acids. The record is from RefSeq and is a predicted model, not a curated record. Gene Ontology annotation, cellular component: chitin-based extracellular matrix. The transcript has 3 exons.
AGAAUAUCUUCACUACCAUUCAGUAUAAUUUGAUAAGUAAAAGAGUAUAUAGCUCAUUAAACUAAACCCAAGUCGGAAAUACAAUGAAUAAUUAACAAUUAAAGCCAAAUAGUUUUUAAAGAAAAAAGAAAAAACAAAAACUAAAAAUAAUUAUUAAAUAAAAUUUAAUAUUCAUAUAAUGUUGAAUAAAGCGUGUGUAGUUAUUAUUUGCCUCUUAGUAAACCAACAAAUACACCAGACAUGCAGCAAAUCGUUGCCAACUUUAAACAAAGAUCAUGAUGAUGGUGAGAGUAAAAAUCCCACAACCACUUAUAACCGCCACAAUAUAUUUGGUCCCAAUACGUAUGCUUUUGGCUUUGAAGUAAAUGAUAAAGUCUCUGGCAACAUACAGUUUCGCGAUGAACGUCGUUAUGCUAAUGGCACCAUAGAGGGAUCAUACGGUUAUGUACGUCCAGAUGGCAGUGUUAUGGUAACACAUUUUAUGGCUGAUAGUGAAUUGGGUUAUUUAAGUCAAUCGCAAAAUUUCGAACCUGGUGAUGAGCCAAAAUGGCAAGAAAAUUGGCCUACUAAGAGACCAAAUAUUUUGAUGGAAAAGCCUUUAGAAUCUAUACAACCCACAGUUGUUUAUGAUGAUAAGGAAAAAUUAAAUUUAACUUCAAUUUUAUUACCUGUAGAACCCAUAAAGGAGAAACAUGGAAUUGAUUUAAAUCCUCCAGAAUUAGAGAAAGAAUUGGUUAAUCCUGCUGUAUUGGAAGUGAUCAAUGGCGAAGCUCCUUUACUGGCGGAUAAAAAUAAAAAGGAUAACUCAGUGGGUUUUGAAACUAUUCAUCAAUUUAUACCACCAGAAUUUCCUAUUGUGCCCUUUAAAUUGCCACAAGAGGAUGUUAACAUCAAACUUAAUGAAGGCUUAAGUGCUAAACCAAUACCAGUGCUUAAGAAAACGAAUGAGAGUGACAUGGACAACAAAUACGAUCAACAAAAAUUAAAUAAUGCAGAAAAAUCGUUAACCCUAAACGAUAAUGACUCACCAUCAGAUGAAAAAUAUGUCAAAUCGCAAGAAAAUAAUGCUGAAAAAUCUCUACCCGCCAAAGCCAUUAAGUCUAGUGCAAAUAAUGAGGGCAAUUUAACAAGAUCUCCUCAGGCUAAAGCGAUUUCCAUUGAUGAAAACACUGACUGGUAUGAUAAAGUCAUUAAGAAAACACGCCAAGACUAUUUGGAAACUGUGCAAUAAAUAAUUAAAGUGUUUAAUAUGAAAAUAAAAUGAAACAAUAAUUUACAAAUAAUAUUUCAAUACUACAAUUGACAUAACGAUUAACUCCAAUAAAAGAAAUAAAUAAUUGAACAUUUAAAGCCUUAAACUAUUCAUUUGUCAUUAAAUGCUUUUAUAAACAGUUAAUAGUUAGUUAGAUGGCUUAAAACAAACACUAAAACAAAGAAUAUGUCAAUAUAUGGAGUUAAUCGAUUUGAUAAUUGAGUUAUUAAAUAUAUUAGUUUUUUAGAGCUUUACAAUUGAUAUGCAAGUUUGUGUGAAACCAUAAAGAACUAAAUUUAGUAAUAAAUUAACAUAGAGUUUUAGCUUUAAGUUGAAAUGUUGACAAAAUAUACAAAUAAAACAAAAUAGGACGAAAAAAAUUGAGUAUUGAUUUUACGUUGUACAAAUAUUAGGAUGUAGGACUUAUAAAACUUAAAUUUUUAAACAUAAUUUUGUUCCAAUUCCAUUUUUUUUCAAACGGAUGUCUAAUACUUCAUAUGUACAUAUGUAUGCAUAUGUUUAUGCAUAUGUUACUGCAGCAGAAUAUAAAACAAUCCAGCUGGUCUUUAUUAUCUUGUUGGUUUUGCAUUAUUUUAUUGUGAUUUAUGUAUCUGCAUGCAAUUUGAUUUUAAACUUCAUUAAAUUUAUGCCAUAAAUAACAGAUAUGAUUAA